AUGGCAGCAGUCGUUAGCUCCUAUCCACCAAAUGUAUACCAUCAACAAUCAUACUUCAAUUCACCACUAACAUCGGUUUAUGCUGCUCAAUUUAUUCGUAACAACUAUUAUAAACCAAAACCGCAGAAACAACAACCGAAGAUUCGGACACCGACGCCGACAAAAACACCUGAAUAUGUUGAUUCCAAUAUCCAACAAUUACGUCCUCGACGUGAACCUCGUAUUCGUCGACAAGUAAUUUUAUUACCAAAACCAGAGCCCAUCUAUCGACAAGUACGACGCCGAUUGCCAACACCUGAACGACCAAUUAUUCAACGAACGAUUAUUCAAAAAGCUAACGGUGAUGUUGUAAUUGAACAGCAACGACAUAGAAAGAAAAUAAGAAGUCAAAGUUAUUCAGGAGCUACUACACAAACACCCAUACCUCGUACACCAUAA
Molecule: messenger RNA, 438 nt
Organism: Rotaria sp. Silwood1
Lineage: Eukaryota; Metazoa; Rotifera; Eurotatoria; Philodinida; Philodinidae
Source: the annotation of a GenBank genome assembly